AUGGCCGCGGCCAUCGCCAGCGGCUUGAUCCGCCAGAAGCGGCAGGCGCGGGAGCAGCACUGGGACCGGCCGUCUGCCAGCAGGAGGCGGAGCAGCCCCAGCAAGAACCGCGGGCUCUGCAACGGCAACCUGGUGGAUAUCUUCUCCAAAGUGCGCAUCUUCGGCCUCAAGAAGCGCAGGUUGCGGCGCCAAGAUCCUCAGCUCAAGGGUAUAGUGACCAGGUUAUAUUGCAGGCAAGGCUACUACUUGCAAAUGCACCCCGAUGGAGCUCUCGAUGGAACCAAGGAUGACAGCACUAAUUCUACUCUGUUCAACCUCAUUCCAGUGGGGCUGCGUGUGGUUGCCAUCCAGGGAGUGAAGACAGGGUUGUAUAUAGCCAUGAAUGGAGAAGGUUACCUCUACCCAUCAGAACUUUUUACCCCCGAAUGCAAGUUUAAAGAAUCUGUUUUUGAAAACUAUUACGUAAUCUACUCAUCUAUGCUAUACAGACAACAGGAAUCUGGUAGAGCCUGGUUUUUGGGAUUGAAUAAGGAAGGUCAAGUUAUGAAAGGAAACAGAGUAAAGAAAACCAAACCAGCAGCUCAUUUUCUACCCAAGCCAUUGGAAGUUGCCAUGUACCGAGAACCAUCCUUGCAUGACGUCGGAGAAACGGUCCCGAAGGCCGGGGUGACGCCGAGUAAAAGCACAAGCGCGUCCGCGAUCAUGAAUGGAGGCAAACCAGUCAACAAAAGUAAGACGACAUAGCCAGAUCCUCACAGGUGUUGUGACUUUCUCGCCCCGAGCACCGUUGAGUGAUUUCUCCUUGCCAGACAUUGCUGCUCCCGCGGCGGAGGAGCAGCCGGAGGUGAGCACAGGCUUGCUCCCUGCUGCCCCGAACUUCUUGGUUGCGAGUGGAUAAAUCUCAACGCGUCGCGCCCCCCCACAACAAGAAGACACCUGGACAACCAGCUCAACUCAGACCAUGGAAUGCCCUACCAGAUAUGGAAUGCCUUUUUAAUAUCUUUUCUGUGACUGUGACACUUCAUGUGAAUGACAUAUUUCACAAGUACACUUGAUACCUUGCCUGCUGACAGCUACCCAUAUUCCUUUUUGAGUCCUGUUUCGGCGAAAUCCAUGUGUUUUAAGUUCGAUUUUGUAGCACCCAGAUACUCUUGAGUAAUUUCUAGUUAGAUGCUGUAAACCUGUGCUAUUAUGGAUUUCUCUUCUCCCCGUUUUUACAGGGCUGCUGGCUCCACUGUCUGUGACCUUUUGCAGGGAUCGUGUUCCUCUAACUCUUACCUGUCGCGGUUGGCUUGGUUCGGAGAGCGAUCAGGGAAACAGAAAGCCUUCCAAACCUAGAAUUCCAAAUUGCAUCUAGAAAGAUUCCGAGGGUUGUCUCUGGCUCACACUAUUGAUUAAACACACAUAUACGCUCUAUCCAGUAGCAGAUACAGGGCCCCAGGGGCCGGCAUGGCCGGGGCGACACACGGGGUCAAACCCAGUCAUGGGACGUGACCUGUGAGCUGAGUUUGGCACCCGCCUCUCGUUCCUUUGUGUGUGUGUGUGUGUUUUAUACAUAUCACAAGCUUACUGGUAAUGGUAACAUUUGCCUUGCCCAGCGAGCAAGACCCACUGGUUUUUGAGAAAAGUGGGUCCAAAGAACUCUGUAGGCCUUGUAGGCCUGAUUAAGGUUCAUUUUCAUCUAUGAAAUCCUCAUUAUUUGGAAAAAAGGGGAAAAAAAAAAGAAAAAUCAGUAAUUACAACCUACAAGAAUUGCGCUCCCUAAAUCCAUCUCAGAUCAUAUCCUUCCCGUUUUUAAUGAACCCAACUUAAUGCCAUCCCCGGGUUUGGCUGUGUUCCACUCAUACUCAGCAGAGCAUGGGCAAGGCGGCUGUUGUGUUCUUUUCUCAGCAGCGAUGCAAACGUUAGUUAUAAAUUAGACUUUAAUAUUUUUUGGUGUUUAACGACAAGUUUUUAAACUGGACAUAUUAGGAAAAAACUACUUUUUUUUAGCUCAGCAUGCUGAGUCAGGUACUGUGUAUUUCACCAGUCCAUACCUCUAACCCAGCUUCUUGGGCCCCUGUGGCCCGAUGGCUGACUUAGAGGUGCCUUGCCAUGAUCUCAGAAUGCAGUCUGUUGAAUUAUUCUAGAUACAAAUAAAGGCAAACCACCACAUUCAAACAUCAGGUGUGCGGUCCAUCUGAUUUUUUUCCCCCCUUCUGUCUUAUUUUGCUUUCUUCACUUUUGAAUUUAAUGCUGCUGAAGUCUGAGCUUAGGGAAGACAACGACUAAGAAAGGCCAUGACUCGUUGAUUACACAGUGAAGAAACCAUGCAAAAUGUUCAGGAUUGGAUAUAGCGUUUCAAAAUGUUCAGUACAAAACUGUUUGGAAAUUUAUGUGUUAACUCUGUGGAUACUCAAUACCUUUCAGUGUUUUCUCCUCAGAAGAGUUCAUGGAGACCAAACUGAACCUCAUUUAUAGAAAACUCUGUGUAGGAUCAAUGUACUGGCCUCUUGCUACUGUUUCCACGUGGAAGGAUGACCCGGUCGCCAUCUUCCCCCAUCUGCACUGUAUUUACUGGGAAAUUAUUUUGUCACUGCUUUCCUAGGUCUCCAUGACAGCCCUUGCCCAGCAUUUAAAAAUUUUGGCCUGCUUAGCUGAUUAAAGAUUUACUAUCCAUUUACCUGUUUAUGCUUAUUUCAUUUUCAUAUUGAAUUCCACUUUAAUAAAUAAAAAGUUAGCAUAACAUUUGAGUAGAUUUACUGUCGACAAUGCUAAAGGACAAAUCCAACAAAAAUGAUUCUUUUGACCUCUCACCAUUUUAAAGCCUAUUAUUUUUUAACAGGCUAAGUUAGAUGGAUUUCAUUAACCAAUUGUUUAGGGAAAACAUGUAAUCCGUCAUCUAUGGCAAACUCUGAAUAACAACUUGAAAUUCCAAUUAGGCAGCCUUGGACAUCGCUUAUCCCAACACACACACACACACACACACACACACACCCCACACCCCUACCUAUAUGUUUUGGGGAAUCAGCCCUACUUGCUGGUUUCUUUUUCUCCUGCAAGCUUGUUUAUCGGUUAAAAUUCCCAGAUUUAUUUUUGUAAAUGAUGGCUACUUCAGUAAACAUGUAGCUCUGUUUGUUUUCUACAUGAGUUGUCUAUAAGGGCAUUUAUCCCUAUGAAUGGAUGUCAAAAUGCUUUCUUCUAAUAUAUGUUUAGACAUAGUGCUGAGGGGUCCUUGUUAUUUGUGAUUUAGUUAGAUCAUUCCCUCUGUGUCUGGUCUGACCUGUCACAUGGAAUGAGGGCAGCGCUGAUGAACUGCAUGUCAUAGGACCUGUGUAGUAAGACCUGUUGGCGUGUAUUACUCAAUCUACAUACAAAGAGUCUGUCUGCAUUGUACCAUUUCUGUGUUUAAUAUCAGUUGUUGUAUUUAUAAAUACAACAUAUUGAAUAAAAUAUUUAUAUGAAGGCAUAUUCAAAAACAUCAGACAACUUUAUGUAACAAAAUGGCAUUGCAUCACAAAUACAGAGAACUGUCCUGUAAAUAAGUUGGCAAAUUCAAUCCCCCCCUCUACAUACCAAAGAAAAUUUUAGCUCUUUGAUGAUACCUCUCUUGCAAUUUUUCCGGGUGAGACUCCACAUUUUCCCCCCCUCAAAUACUAAGUUUGCUGUUACUAACUGCUGUCUGUCAUCGUUGGUGUUCUGUACAGUAAAUCGGAUGGAAUCCAUUUGUAUUUAGCGACCACCGUGGGUUCUGUACCUCCAUGUACAUAUGUCAGUUUUAUUGUGUCUCUCCGAUAGCAUAUUCCUUUUGCAUGCCUAUCUGGUGUGGGAGGGUUAUUCCUACCGAUUUGAUGGCGUCACCCAUUCCUCAACGAUGCUCUGGAAUGUGAAUUGUUUGGACAUGUCAAGCGACACCAUAUUUAUUUUCUUAUAAGUUUUUCUUCUAAAAUAUUUUGCUACAACUUCACUUACGGAAAUUAUAGAAGAGAUGCAAAUGGUCCAGUCUAUAUAAAGAGUACAAUGGAACGAAGUGUCAUUUCAUUGCAAAUCUUAGAGAAUUUCGAGAUUCUUGAUCUAAAUGUUAGCUUGCCCUGAGUGUUAUGGGGACUGGCUUCAAGAGCUCUAGGAUGAACCCCCAAGACUCCUGCUGCAGUCCUUCUAAUUGUUUGCCUCUUGGAGAGUAAGAAGAGUUUAUCACACCUGGCCAGUUGCCUAAGGAAUGCCUAGCACGCUAAGACAGAUGUUUUCAAGAUGACCAAUAACAGAGUUGGUUCUUUCUUAAAAAGCAAAACAAAACUUCUUGCUUUUUAAGUUAGACGCAUAUCACUUCAUUUAAAGUUUUCUCCCUAAUAUUAGAGGGAGAAUUAACAUUUGAAGCAGAGAGUUCCUUUGGGGGCUCAAUGGGUUAAGGAUUUGGCAUUGCCACUGCCCUGGUGCAG
This is a messenger RNA of Phacochoerus africanus (Common warthog), 4418 nucleotides long. RefSeq names its product fibroblast growth factor 14 (gene FGF14). Gene Ontology annotation, biological process: positive regulation of gene expression; regulation of cell migration; positive regulation of cell population proliferation. Gene Ontology annotation, cellular component: cytoplasm. Gene Ontology annotation, molecular function: growth factor activity; fibroblast growth factor receptor binding. The transcript has 5 exons. The record is from RefSeq and is a predicted model, not a curated record. NCBI's taxonomy places the organism in Eukaryota, Metazoa, Chordata, Mammalia, Artiodactyla, Suidae. Bases 1 to 744 code for a protein of 247 amino acids.